Molecule: messenger RNA, 3372 nt
Organism: Choloepus didactylus (southern two-toed sloth)
Lineage: Eukaryota; Metazoa; Chordata; Mammalia; Pilosa; Megalonychidae
Gene: TMPRSS9
Product: transmembrane serine protease 9
Exons: 18
Coding region: 1-3264 (1087 amino acids)
Biological process (GO): proteolysis
Molecular function (GO): protein binding; serine-type endopeptidase activity
Source: RefSeq, a predicted model, not a curated record
AUGGCGUCGACCAUCGCUGACGUACGUCUCGUGUCCGACGUGACCAAGGAGCCCUCCGCCCCGGGCGCCAGGUGCUGUCGGCUCGCCGUGGCCACUGUCGUCUCCGUCAGCAUUGUCAUCUUCUCCCUGGGAGCCCUUCUGGCCAUCCUCCCUACGCAGGGCGUCGAGGUGGAGCACACGGCCCGGCUGCAAGGGAUCAGGUACGACAGCAGCUUGCAGCAGGAGUCCUCGGACUACUACCGGACACUGACGUCCACUCUGGAAAUGCUGUUUUUAAGUAGCUUCCGGAAGACCGAGUUAGAGGCGAGCUGCGUGGGCUGCACCGUGCUGAGUUAUAGGGACGGGAACGCCAGCGUCCUGGUGCAUUUUCGACUGCGCUUCCUGCUGCGAAGCCUGCGGCCGCUGAGCCCAGGCCUGGAGGAGGAGCUCCUGCAGCAGGGGCUGCGAGCCAGGCUGCGGGACCACCACAUCCCCCUCGGCCACUACGGCACCAUCCGGUCGGCCGAGCUCACAGGAAACCAGAAAGGGUCACUAACAGAAAGAGAUUUGAAGUCAGGUCGCUGUCCAGAAAAUGCCUUUUCCUGUAGGAACGGCCAGUGUGUGGCCAAAGUGAACCCCGAGUGUGACGACAGCGUGGACUGUUCUGACGGAUCCGAUGAGGCCCAGUGUGACUGCGGUUUGCAACCUGCCUGGAGGGCGGCCGGCAGGAUCGUGGGUGGUGUGGAGGCGUCCCCUGGCGAGUUCCCCUGGCAAGUCAGCCUCCGAGAGAACAACGAGCACUUCUGCGGGGCCAGCGUCCUCAGUGCGAGGUGGCUGGUGUCUGCUGCCCACUGCUUCAAUGAAUUCCAAGACCCAAGGGAGUGGGUGGCCUAUGCAGGCACGACCCGCCUCAGCGGCUUGGAGGCCAGCACCGUGCGGGCCCGGGUGGCGAGGAUCAUGAAGCACCCUCUGUACAACCCAGACACGGCCGACUUCGACGUGGCUGUGCUGCAGCUGGGCAGCCCCCUGCCCUUCGGCAGGCACGUCCAGCCGGUGUGCCUCCCCGCGGCCACGCACGUCUUCCCGCCCAGAAGGAAGUGCCUGAUCUCGGGCUGGGGAUACCUCAAAGAAGAUUUCUUGGUCAAGCCGGAGGUGCUGCAGAAAGCUACCGUGGAGCUGCUGGAGGAAGGUUUGUGCAUGAGCCUCUACGGGCACUCGCUCACCGACAGGAUGGUGUGUGCCGGGUACCUGGACGGGAAGGUGGAUUCCUGCCAGGGUGACUCUGGAGGCCCCCUGGUCUGUGAGGAGCCUUCUGGAAGGUUCUUCCUGGCUGGCAUCGUGAGCUGGGGAAUCGGCUGUGCGGAAGCCCAGCGGCCGGGGGUCUACACCCGAGUGACCCGGCUGCGUGACUGGAUCCUGGAGACGGUCACCAUGGCAAGCACGACCCUGGUCCCCACGGGGGCCCCUGCGCCUGCCACCCCCAGCAGUGCCUGGCCCACCAGCCCUGAGAGUCCCGUGAUCAGCACGCCCACCCCCAGACCCACGCCGAUCCCCAAGACUGCACCUCUCAACUCAGCUGCUGCUUCCAAGCCACAGGAGUGCGGGGCCAGGCCGGCAAUGGAGAAGCCUUCUCGGAUUGUGGGGGGCUUUGGCGCCGCCUCCGGGGAGGUGCCCUGGCAAGUCAGCCUGAAGGAAGGCUCCCGGCACUUCUGCGGGGCGACUGUCGUGGGCGACCGCUGGCUGCUCUCCGCGGCCCACUGCUUCAACCACACCAGGGUGGAGCUGGCGCGGGCCCACCUGGGCACGGCGUCCCUGGCGGGCGUGGGGGGGCGCCCCGUGAAGAUCGGCCUGCGGCGGGUGGUGCUGCACCCCCUGUUCGACCCGGGCACCCUCGACUUCGACCUGGCGGCCCUGGAGCUGGCCGAGCCCCUGCUCUUCGACAAGUACGUCCAGCCCGUCUGCCUCCCCCUGGCCAUCCAGAAGUUCCCUGCUGGCCGGAAGUGCAUGAUCUCUGGAUGGGGCAACACCCAGGAAGGGAACGCAACCAAGCCCGACACCCUCCAGAAGGCGUCGGUGGGGAUCAUAGACCAGAAGAUGUGCAGCGUCCUCUACAACUUCUCGCUGACCGACCGCAUGCUCUGUGCCGGCUUCCUGGAGGGCACGGUCGACUCCUGCCAGGGCGACUCGGGGGGCCCCCUGGCCUGCGAGGAGACCCCUGGCGUGUUCUACCUGGCGGGCAUCGUGAGCUGGGGGAUCGGCUGUGCCCAGGCCAGGAAACCCGGCGUCUACGCGCGGAUCACCAGGCUGAAGGGCUGGAUCCUAGAGACCAUGUCCUCCUCCUCCUCCUCCACUGCUCCCCCCUUGACGGCGCAGACCCCCACCCCUACACCCACCCCCAGGCGCCCCCCAAGGUCGACUGCCGGAGCCAUCACCAGCAGGGCCAGCAGCCAGCCAGCUGGCCCCUCCGUCACCAUCGUGAGCAGCUCGGUCGGGACACAGACGCCCCCUCCAAACGUACCUGAGACUACCCCGCGCUCACAGCUGCCAGACUGCGGCCUGGCGCCGGCGGCGGCGCUGACGAGGAUCGUGGGGGGCAGCGCCGCGGGCCGCGGGGAGUGGCCGUGGCAGGUGAGCCUGUGGCUGCGGCGCCGGGAGCACCGCUGCGGGGCCGUGCUGGUGGCCGAGAGGUGGCUGCUGUCGGCGGCGCACUGCUUCGACGUCUACGGGGACCCCAAGCAGUGGGCGGCCUUCCUGGGCACCCCGUUCCUGAGCGGCGCCGACGGGCAGCUGGAGCGCGUGGCCCGCAUCUACAGGCACCCCUUCUACAACGUCUACACGCUCGACUACGACGUGGCGCUGCUCGAGCUGGCGGGCCCCGUGCGCCGCAGCCGCCUGGUGCGCCCCAUCUGCCUGCCCGAGCCCGCGCCCCGGCCCCCCGACGGCGCGCGCUGCAUCAUCACUGGCUGGGGUUCGGUGCGCGAGGGAGGCUCGAUGGCGCGGCAACUGCAGAAGGCCGCCGUGCGCCUCCUGAGCGAGCAGACGUGCCGCCGCUUCUACCCGGUGCAGAUCAGCAGCCGCAUGCUGUGCGCGGGCUUCCCGCAGGGCGGCGUGGACAGCUGCUCGGGUGACGCGGGGGGACCCCUGGCCUGCAGGGACCCCUCUGGCCGGUGGGUGCUAACUGGGGUCACCAGCUGGGGUUACGGCUGUGGCCGGCCCCACUUCCCAGGCGUCUACACCCGCGUGGCAGCUGUGAGAGGCUGGAUCGGGCAGAACAUCCAGGAGUGAGGACCAAGCGGCUGCCCAGGCCUUCGACGCAAGACGUGAAGACAGCAGGAAGUGGCGGGAUGGCCUGAGCAGGGACAAGCACGCGACGGGCGGAGGGGGCUGUGGGCA